GUGGUGUCGCUGCAAUAUCGCGCGUGUGCGCAAGUGACGUAAAGUGACUGGGAAAUGUAGUCUUUAACAAGAAACGCAAGCCGGUUGUAUUUUUGAGUACUUUCCCUGAACUGUGGAAUUUUAGGAUAAAGAUUAUUGAAUGAUAACAGAGAGCGAGUAGAACACUUUUGGAAAUAUAUUUAUGCCUUUCGACAACUGCUUGUCGACGUAUCACAUUAAAUGUCACGGGGGUUUUGUUUGUCUUCCAUCUGGGAAGUUGAGGCCGAAACCAGAGUCGCGUGAUUCUGGCGUGUUGUUGAAGGGUGAAACCAUAAACCAAAAGUGCGGAGAGGGUCCAAACGAUGCCGACUGGAAUGAAUUAAAAUAACGUUUCUCGGUGCAGUAGCUCAGAAGCACUUCCUGAAGAAAAUGAGGCUGUUGAGUUGCCUGUUUUAUCAAAUCCAACUGCAUUAGGAUGAUCAGAGUUCAGGAUCAGGAGGAAUUUAUUACGGUGCGAGUACAAGAUCCCAGAGUACAGAAUAAAUGCUCCUGGAAUGCCUAUGUUGAUUUUAAAAUAUUUCUUCAUACUAAUAGCAAAGCAUUCACUGCAAAGACGUCUUGUGUUCGGAGAAGAUACAGUGAAUUUGUCUGGUUGAAGAAGAAACUACAGAAGAAUGCAGGUUUGGUACCUGUGCCAGAACUUCCAGUUAAAACACCAUUUUUCACGCUUGACAAUGAAGAGUUCAUAGAGAAUAGACGUAAAGGCUUACAGCAAUUCUUGGAAAGGGUACUGAAGAUGACUGUAUUGUUGUCGGACAGCCAUUUACAUCUUUUCCUGCAAACGCAGCUAUCCGUUACGGUGAUCGAUCAGUGUGUGCAGGGUUGUGGCCCGCACAGCGUGACAGGUGCUAUCCUUGCUUAUGCUUCGUCCAAUCUGGGCUGGGUGCAGGAGGAAGGAGCAGGAGACGAAAGCUGAGUUGGCCUGGCAGCACAUGGCUCAGAAGCCUCUUUGAGUCCUUUGUGAAUCGACUUGGACGGCAGCUCGCUGGAAACGGACGAUUGGAUUGGAGCGGCCAGCCUGCAAGAGCGCUUCUUGGAUGACACAAACGGAGGUGUUAGCAGAUGAGGAGAAUGUCGGACUAUUUUCUUUUCUUAUUUAUUGUAAAAGAAUUGCAAUUAAACAUAAUAUAUAAAUAAUGGAGUCAAAUUCCAUACACUGUGCAGAAUACUUUAUAGAUUUAAAAGUUUUAAAAUUGAAAACGCUUUAUUGCACCAGUUUCUAGUUUUAGUGGUUUGUUUGUUUUUUUUUAAAUAUUACAAAUGUUUUACUUUACACCAAUACCGUAAAACUUGAAGGAUGUAAUUUUUAUUUUUUAUGCUUGGAGUACAUAUUAAUUAUUAGUAUCCAUAUUGAUUAAACACUAAUUUCCUAAUGCAAUUUUAGAAGUGAUUUAUCACUGAGCCCAAAUGGCAGCAGCUACUGUAUUUCAUGAUUGGGAAGUUCUAUCAGUCAUUUGUUUUUACAAGUUCAAAAUUUUGGAAACUUGGGGG
Messenger RNA from Erpetoichthys calabaricus (reedfish), 1530 nucleotides. RefSeq names its product sorting nexin-11-like. Gene Ontology annotation, biological process: intracellular protein transport. The coding region runs from base 455 to 955 and encodes 166 amino acids. Gene Ontology annotation, molecular function: phosphatidylinositol binding. The record is from RefSeq and is a predicted model, not a curated record. The transcript has 7 exons. Lineage: Eukaryota; Metazoa; Chordata; Cladistia; Polypteriformes; Polypteridae.